AUGUGGAUUAUUUUAUUAGAUGCAACAACACAAAUAGAUAAUAAUGAGUUGAGUCUUGGGGUCUCAUUAUUAAAUCGUAUGAGAUAUAGUAAAGAACCUAAAACUGGCCAAAUUUUUUUAAAAAAACCAUCAACUAGAAAAGUAAAUCGGCUACAAAAAAUCAAUAUAUCUUUGCACAAUAAAGUUAAAAAAUUCAAGCAAAUUCGUAAAAAAAAAAUUUUGUUGGCUCGGUUUGUAGCACAUAAAAUACCUACGAUCAUCGAUAAACAAUUAAAGUUAGCCAUUCAAGAUCGACUUAUAAUAAAUAAAAAACAGUAUAGUUCUAAAACUGUUUUAAUGACUACAUAA
This is a messenger RNA of Racocetra persica, 348 nucleotides long. The record is from the annotation of a GenBank genome assembly. Lineage: Eukaryota; Fungi; Glomeromycota; Glomeromycetes; Diversisporales; Gigasporaceae.